AUGAAGUUUAGCACACUUAAGCUGGCCACCUGUUACCUUUAUAAGGUUGCCGUUGAGGCAAAGGCCUCUCCAAAAGAGGAAUUUCCUGGGGAUAGUGAUAGCGGCUACAAGAAUGAAUAUCUAGUUACCAGAACGACUGCCAAGGAUACUUUUACUCCUGAGAUGACUAGAAAUAUGAUACUUGAGAACGGUCUGGCCAUUGUACGUGAAACAACAACCUUUGUCAAUCCUCACGAAGUUAAGUUUGUUCCGGGGUCUGUUCUUGAAAGUCUGGAUAAGGUAGCAUUUGCAUCGGACAGAUUUGGGACACCGAACAAAUUCCUUACAAAGCCUGACUUCUCCUACAUGGAGGGAUACAAUAAGAUGUCAAAGCAGAAGAACGAUGCCAAGGCAAAUGAGCCCAGUAGUGCCAGUAGUGUCGAUAACACCAAGAAUGCUGGAAAGGGAGAAAAGACAACAACCACUUCUGAUGAUGAAAAGGCAGGUGCUGAGGGCAAGACAGAAGAUGGUGUAGAGGGCCAAGAGCAGCCGCAAGAUAAUACGACUGAGGAUGUAGGAGAGGCAAAGACAACCGAUAAAUCUGGGUUCUUUCCUAGUGGCUCCUUCGUAAGACCUUCUUCUGGAAAGUAUUCAUCCUUGGCUUAA
This is a messenger RNA of Encephalitozoon hellem ATCC 50504, 645 nucleotides long. RefSeq lists its product as uncharacterized. NCBI's taxonomy places the organism in Eukaryota, Fungi, Microsporidia, Unikaryonidae. The coding region runs from base 1 to 645 and encodes 214 amino acids. The transcript has a single exon. The record is from RefSeq and is a predicted model, not a curated record.